Messenger RNA from Vespula vulgaris, 564 nucleotides. Its product is annotated as ATP synthase-coupling factor 6, mitochondrial-like. Gene Ontology annotation, biological process: proton motive force-driven ATP synthesis. The record is from RefSeq and is a predicted model, not a curated record. Gene Ontology annotation, molecular function: proton transmembrane transporter activity. The transcript has 4 exons. NCBI's taxonomy places the organism in Eukaryota, Metazoa, Arthropoda, Insecta, Hymenoptera, Vespidae. Bases 120 to 446 code for a protein of 108 amino acids.
UUUAAUUAAUAACGGAGCCCACGAAUUGUUGUUGAACAGCAUCACUAAAGGAGGGAGCCACGUACAAUUCUUAUCCUUCGUCAGAUCAAUAACAGUUUGGAGUUUUCUUAGUAGUGGCAAUGCUGGAAAUGAUAAAGAUGUUGAGGUUACGUCUUACUCCAAAUAUUCCUAAAAUAUUCAAACGCAAUAUAGGAAUAGUAGCACCUGCUCUCCAAAAGGCUAGUGAUCCCAUACAACAACUUUUUAUAGAUAAAAUUCGAGAAUAUAAUAGCAAGAGCAAAGAUGGAAAAUUAGUUGACCCAACUCCAGAAAUUGAACAAGAAAGAAAGUCUAAAUUAGAAAUACUCGCUACUCAAUAUGGUUGUUCUCCUGGCACAGAUAUGACAAGUUUCCCAAAAUUUACUUUUACUGAUCCACCAAUAGAUUCAGGAGUAUCAAAAAGUUAAAUAUACCAAUAUGAUCUUCAGGUAGAAAAUGUAUGUAUAAAAAAAUCAUUCAACAUAUUAAAAUGUUCAUUGUAAAAAUAUAUAUAUACAUAAUAAAUAAAUAAUCUGAGAGAGAUUA